Messenger RNA from Entelurus aequoreus (snake pipefish), 1594 nucleotides. RefSeq lists its product as uncharacterized. NCBI's taxonomy places the organism in Eukaryota, Metazoa, Chordata, Actinopteri, Syngnathiformes, Syngnathidae. The record is from RefSeq and is a predicted model, not a curated record. The coding region runs from base 135 to 1217 and encodes 360 amino acids. The transcript has 8 exons.
UUGGCCCUUAUGCCGCGGGCAACAUCCUGCUGUCUGCUGGCAUCCUCUUCGCUGGGGCAUCUUCUGGCAAGGAGCUCAUCCUGCAGCCAGCCAUCAAAAAGGUGUGGGAGGAACAGCAACGGACGCACCUCACCAUGCUGCAGGUGGAAGGCCGACCCCUCGUCCUUGGUGGUGAUGGGCGAGCAGACAGUCCGGGACACAGCGCCAAGUUCGGUACCUACACCACAAUGGAGCUUGUGGCCAAUGUGGUUCUCGACCUUCAGGUUGUACAGAGCAACGAAUGUCUUGGCAGCUACCAUAUGGAGAUGGAAGGACUGAAGAGGAUGGUGGAACUGCUGAUCAGCUGGGACCUGGAUGUCGGGGUGCUGGUGACAGACAGACACAGACAGAUCGCUAAAUGGAUUCGUGAAAACAUGCCCAAUACAAGGCACUGCUAUGACAUCUGGCAUGUUGCAAAAUCCAUCGGAAAGAAACUGAAGGCCAUCGCCAAGCAUAAGGACUGUGAAGACCUGAAGCCCUGGGUGCAAAGUAUAAUCAACCACCUCUACUGGGCAGCAGUGUCUACACCGCCUGGAGAGGGGGAACUUCUGGUUGCCAAGUGGAAGUCUGUGGAGCGACACAUUCAGAACAUCCACAAGGACCAUGGCGACCUCUUCCCAAUUUGUACUCAUGGACAACUGCAACGGCAAAAGAAAUGGCUCAAACAAAGUUCACGCUCAGCAGUGAAACUGGAGGAGGUGGUCAACAACAAGUCCCUGCUAAAAGAUAUCGCCAUGCUGUCGGGUGAACACCAGACUUCCAAGGUGGAGGCGUUCCAUAGCCUUAUCAUACAGUUCGCACCGAAAAUGUAUGUCUUCUCAUACAUCGGAAUGCUGUGCAGGAACCUGCUUGCUGGGCUGCACUGGAACGAAAAUUCGAGCCGCCCUAUAGCCACUACACAAGCGGGUGCUGAGCGCUAUGCAGUACGCUACCCGAAGUAUAAAGCAGGGGGCCAUGUGGUCAAGAAAAUCGCGACAGAGCCAACAUACCGCUACGUAGAUGACUUGAUCAGGGAGGUUGUUGCUGGCUGCAGACGGACCCCUGACGAGAGAACACCACUCAGCGUCACUGUGGAUGUGCCUCCCUUCCUCUGCGAUGAACUGGAGAAGCCAGACAAGGAGGAAGCCAUCGCUAAGCACAGGAGUCGCUUCGGUAAGUGUGAAAUGCCCUCCCAGUAACAGUUAGAGAUGCUACCUCAGUAGAAGCAUUUAAGUCCCAUCUUAAAACUCAUUUGUAUACUCUAGCCUUUAAAUAGACCCCCUUUUUAGACCAGUUGAUCUGCCGUUUCUUUUCUUUUCUCCUCUGCCCCCCCCCCCCCCCCCCCCCCCACGUGGAGGGGUUAUUCCGGUGACCAUGGAUGAAGUGCUGGCUGUCCAGAGUUGGGACCCGGGGUAUACCGCUCGCCUGUGCAUCGGUUGGGGACAUCUGCGCUGCUGACCCGUCUCCGCUCGGGGUGGCCUCCUGCUGGCUCCACUGGACCCUCACUAAUAUGUUAGACCCACUCGACAUCCAUUGCUUUCGGUCUCCCCUAGAGGGGGGGGGGGGGGGGUUACCC